Eruca vesicaria subsp. sativa (arugula) is the source of this 203-nucleotide messenger RNA. The record is from the annotation of a GenBank genome assembly. Lineage: Eukaryota; Viridiplantae; Streptophyta; Magnoliopsida; Brassicales; Brassicaceae.
GAGGGAUAAUAAGCAAAAUUUUACGAAAAGAAAAAGGGGGAUACGAAAUAACCAUAGUGGAUGCAUCGAAUGAACGCCAAGUAAUUGAUAUUAUCCCUCGAGGUCUAGAACUUCUUGUUUCAGAGGGCGAAUCCAUUAAACUCGAUCAACCAUUAACGAGUAAUCCUAAUGUGGGUGGAUUUGGUCAAGGGGAUGCGGAAAUA